This is a messenger RNA of Lolium rigidum, 4899 nucleotides long. RefSeq lists its product as uncharacterized. NCBI's taxonomy places the organism in Eukaryota, Viridiplantae, Streptophyta, Magnoliopsida, Poales, Poaceae. Bases 2916 to 4679 code for a protein of 587 amino acids. Gene Ontology annotation, molecular function: DNA binding. The record is from RefSeq and is a predicted model, not a curated record. Gene Ontology annotation, biological process: phosphorelay signal transduction system; cytokinin-activated signaling pathway. The transcript has 5 exons.
ACUCGCACCGUCGGUUCAUAAGUGUACGCUCCACGCCGGGAGCGUCUACGUGCCCUACUGUCGGUUAUUUUGGUUAAAUCUUUUGUUUAAGUCCCUGUAUGCUUUGAUUGUUGCUUAUUACCGAAUUUGAUGCCAGCAUGUGGCCCUUUUCCAGAUUCCGAUUGGUGUGGGCGCGGUCGACUGUCUGCUACUCCCUGCUAGCUAUUCGAUUAUCUGAAAGAAAAUCGGCUUCCAUUAUUAACCCAUAAUAAUAUAGAUGUUGAUGAUUUGGAGGGCAUUCUCGUCUGGGAUCUCUUCCUUCGGGUUGGGAUAUCUGAAUCGACCUGUCCCUCUUUGUGUAUCAAAUGGUGCAUUGCAAUGUGAACCGGUGAAAGCUGGGAACUAUGAAUUAGCAAGUGCUUUUGUGAAUCAGCACACUGGCAGUUUGUAUAUGUUCAUGCACUUCCAGUUUUCUUCCACCAUGCUAUAACAUACAUCUAUAGGGAAGCCAUUCAGCAUGCAUUGCUACACGCCAAUUUCUGAUUACAAUUUCUAACUUAGUGAUUUACAGAUGGGCUGUAAACUUACAAACUCAGUAGCUGGCCUCGUAAACAAUUAUUCGCUUAACUGGUUCAUGAAACCUUGUAAAUAUUUUGUUUCACAUGCUGUAACAGGGGGAUAAUUCCUGUCCAUAGCAUACAGCCUGUUAUGCGGCCCUAUAAACAUGUUUUGCACUCUGUUUACCAUCCAAGCACCCCAGACACUAUAUAUGUGUAAAGUGUAAAAAAAAAAUGUUUUCCCCGCUCUAACGUCUGGGAUGCGGUUCAAACUUUCUUUUAUGUUAAGCUAACAUAAAAGGCUGCGGCCUAUAUGCAGUGUGUGCUCUCAGUUACUCAGUAGUGGGCAUUCAGUGGAGAUCUAGGCUGCGGGCUACAUGCAUAUUUGCAAGCAAUACCAAUAUUCCUGGCUCUUUUGUGUUGUGAAAACCUGAGAUAUUUUUAUUCGUUCAAGCAUGGCGAGAAACAAGGAUAAUUCAGGUUUACUGCCUACUAUUUGUUUUUGUUUACAUUACAUACAAUACAACAACUAAGGGUGGUACGGCAGUACCAUAUCCCUAGUAUGUGCAUAAUGCAUUGCCACUGAGGGGAACACUUCAUGUGUCAUUUGACUUACAUACAAUUCAUCGACGUGAAAAUAGUAUUUUUUUUAGAGGAAAAUAGUAUUUCUGUAUGUUGUUUUUAUAUAUAGGGAAAGUAAGGAGAAAUUUAUCAGGAAUUGAUCAUUGAAGUACACGCAUGUGUUUAAUAUAUUCUCAGUUCCGAGAAGACACAUGCUAGUUCAGAAGAGAGAUAUGCGACUAUCCUUUUGGUAGUGUGUCAUGGAACAAAUUCCUUAAAAAAAUCAUGCGACUUAAUUUCUAAUAAAGAUAUGGCCAGACAACUAGCUCCUUCGCAUAAUUUAUGUGUAGUUAAUUACUCAAAAAACACAUAUGCAGCACACUGGACAUGGCAUAUAUCAUUCUGGAUAAGAGUGGAGACAAGCCCGGGAAACCAGGGUGGCUGCCCGAGCUGUGGAGAUGAGGUUUAGUAGUUUUAAGCUUGGCCCUGGUUGUAUCUUCCUCAAUUUCACACUCCCAAUCCUAGACUGCAAUGACCCCGAGCUUGGUUAAAUCAUUUCUCCACCACUGUUUCUGGAAAUGAUGAAUAAUUAAUAGCAUGUGUAUAUCUUGCUUUUUAAGGAAUUGGCCCUGUACCUUUUUAUCGAAACAAUAUCUUGCUUUUUAAGCAAUAUUGCCAGCCAUGUGUGAUGUACCAUCGCAAACUCAAAUUCACCACCAUGCAUUGAUUAUGUGAGAUAUCCCCACGACGCCUGUGCACAGAAUGACUCCUAGUACUAGAUUUCUUGUUAUGCAUGACAGCAUGCUGUAAAACCGUUGCAGUUUAUACGUGAUGUAGUUGACCAAUGAUUGCCUUAUUUACCUUUCAGACUUUUGCCUGAGAAAUUAUCUUAAAACAGCACAUUACUUCACUGACACCAUUGGUAUGUUUUGACAUUCCAAAGUUGAGACCCUCUAGGACUAGGAAGUUUUAAUGGUUGUAAGUUGUUACUGAAGUAUCAAUAUGUUUGCCAGUUAGUAGGUGAAUGGCAUGUUUGCUUUGUUUAGGUAUCUAUCAUUAUGUUUGCCAGUGUGCCAAAGGAAGGCUAUGGUUGGUCUUGGUCUGUAUCAGAUGAUGGAUUUGUUCGUGGGCUUUUUUUUUGCCUAUGGUAUUGGAAACUAAAAGCUUAUCGUCUCCUUUUUCGUAACUAUUUUAAGUGGAAGCUAUUUCAAUACAACAAAUAUCCAAAUCAGGUACGGAAUCCGAUACCGGCACAACAACACACAAAAGUAUCGAGGACCUUGGAAAACUUAGGUUGGCAUACUACUCUUUUGGUAAAUGACAGUGCACAUUAAAUAUGGUUAUUACUGAACUGUUGUCCCAUUUGGGUUAACCAUAGGGUGUAUAUUGCCUGUGAAUUAGUUGAUUUGUUUUUGCCAUAUACUGUUUGAAAUGCAGGUCGAGUCACAACAAAGAGUGUGUAAAAAGCCAGUAUGGUCAGAGAGAACAGAUAGCAUGAAGUCAUGAUUCAUAAGGGUUCAUGUCUUUACAUGUUCUUUACAUGGGAAACUGAAGCACAAGAGGACAAAAUAAUGAUGAGGUUCACAUGUAUUGCCAAAACAGUAUAUCUUGUUCAACUUCCACUUUGAACGCCGAAAUACAAGUCAGCUUUGAAUAAGGAUGGACACUACUCCUUAAAUUCUUGUCUUUUUCUAACUUUAUUGCUAUAUAACACCCUAUGUUUUGCCCUCGGUGAAGGUCUCACUCCAAAAGAAGGUAUUAGAUCCAUCAUAAACAUUGUAGCCUCCUCUGCUUACCAUAGGGUCACACUGACCUGCAAUGGAAAAUGGUUCAGUUUUAGUUCUUGAUCAUGAUCCGGUAUCCCUGUUGGCCAUCUCCGACACACUUGCGAAAUUCAACUUCAAAGUUCUGCCCUUCCAAGCAGCAGAAGAAGCCCUCGAUUCCCUUGAAAGGGGGGUUGUUAAGGGUCAGGAGCUUGAUUUGGUGGUAGCGGAAGUUCAUCCUGCCAAUACAGCGAAUGAAACUUUGGUGGUGUUUCACCAGAUUCUGGAGGCAUUCGGAGUGCCUUUCGUCACAAUGUGUGCUUAUGAUGAUGUAGAGGCAGUCUCUGAACGUAUGACCCUAGGAUCAUGCUUCAAUGUGCUUAAGCCGUUUGGCACCGAAACCGUCAACAUUCUGUUGCACAAAGCACGGCAACACAAAUCUAAAAGGGUGCUACCUGAGGGAACAAGCAUUCCAAAGAAAACCCAAGGUAGAAUGGAUUCCUCAUCUGCUAAAAAUCACAGGUCUGAAACUGAGGGCGAAGAACCUUAUGUGUUCAAAGCACAUAGCUCAAAGAAGCUGUGUCGGUUCACGUGGACCAGUAAGCUCCAUGAAAGGUUCUUGCGGGCUGUUCAAGUGCUUGGGGAGUUUGCUACGCCUAGAAACAUUCGUCGGUACAUGAAUGUCAAUAAUUUGAAUUUGACCUUGGGGAACAUAUCAAGCCAUCUCCAGAAACAUCGGCUGCGAGAGCAGAAGGCGAAGCAAAAAAAGGAGGAACCUAAAAAGUAUGCCGGCAUUAAAAAAUUAUCUAACCUGAUUACAUCAUCUCACAAGGAAGCCACUCCUGAACCCAUUAAUCAUCUGAUGACCACACAGAGGCAGAUCACACAUGGGGUUGCCUCUGCUACCUGGGAUAAGUACCCUGGAAAUCCGUGGGCACAAGUGGAGGAACGUUCACCCGAAGAAGUUUUCAAGACCUGCACGUGCAGAGCUGCAGUUUCUAAACGCCCUGCCAUGUCCGUGUGGGAUAAGUACGAGGAGAGCCUGCAGUGCUCUGGUGAAAGCCCGCCGAGAAGGAUUUCAUUGACGUACCAACCGAAGGCGCUGUCUCUGAAGAGUAAAGCUGUUGACGGAUAUGGAGGAAUUGCGUAUGUAUCCCCAAUUGUUGCUGGUGAAACAGGUUAUGGUGCACCAGCAAGCGUACCUCUGGAGAGCUCUGACCAGGACAGCAUGAUAACAAGCCUGCUUCAGCAACUGAAAGACACCAGUCAUACUGAAGCUGCAGUCAAUAAUGUCAACCUGGUGGGCCUGCAGGCUUGUUGUUAUACCAUGAACCAGGUGCACACCGCAGUUAAUGUACAUAAAGAUACUAUUAACCAGGUGCGCACCACAGUUGCUCCGCUCGGAAAUACCAUGAAUGGGGUGCACGCUGCAGUAAUGGUCGCUGAUGGUCUGGUGAAUCUAGGGAGCAAUGACCUGCUUGAUGGUACAGGCAGUUCCCACUCCACUGCAGAGAAGACACCAUCUGAUUCAGUUUGUAGCUGGGAAGAAACGGAGGCAUUUCUGAUGAGCCUACUGGAAGGAGAAGAGCAGGAAGGCAUUGGACCAGGCGACCUACCCCCGGUAGACGAUGCUUGGAAACAGAUGCUCCAGCCAGUGAACGUAGAUGUUGCUCCCGUGGCUCAAACGGGUGAUGCACCUGCUGCUGCUCAAGAACCCUCAACUGGCAAUGUUCUGGCGUAUGAUUCUGAGUUUAGCAUUGGUGAUGUGCUGGUCUGGAGCCCUCAGUUUGCAGGUGACCUAUGCCAUGUGCCGUUCUAGUCCAGGAAGAGAGGUAACUGAUGGUAACUCUUAAGACUGAUGAACAAUAAUAAAAGUUCCUGGGGAGAAAACCCCGGAUGAAAUAAGGAAGAACUGCAGAUAACUAUGCUCAGGCAAAGCAUAUGUUGUUGUAUGCAGGCAUAUCCAGUGCUCUGUGAACACUGGUUGAACCUAUUAUUGGCUGUUCUGUUUCCAAAUGUUUUACAUAUUGUACUCUUCA